CAUUCCUCUCCCCUCAAAAUGCAGCGUGCUGAGUCUGCCUCCCACACACGGUCUGAGGGCCAGACUUGGAGGAUGGACUUUGGGCUGCUGUUCCUGUCUCUGUCCCUGUGGCUCCUGGCCGCCGCUGGGCCCCAUCACGCCUCGGGGUCCACAGAUUCCUGCCCAGAGAGGCUGCUGGGAGAGGAGCGCAGUAGGACCUGUCCCCGGCCUUGUAAAAUAGACAAAGACUGUGGCAACAAGCGGCAGUGUCUGUGUGACGGACAAUGUGGCCUCAGCUGUGUAGCUCCAGGUCGUACAUGUCCAUGGCCCCUGGCCCCGGGGGGCCACUCGGCCUCUCGUCUGCUGUCUCCCACCCACUCCUUCUCUGCCCUGCUGGAGGUGCGCUGCAACCCCGGCUUCACGCUGCCCAGCGGCCUGGAUGCAACCAUUCGCCGUUGCCAAGGCGACCGACAGUGGAGCGGAGAUGAGCCUAUCUGCACAGAAGCCCCGCCCCCCUCCACUCUGCCCCCCAUCCUCCAGGCCCCCAACACGGGGCCCCUCACCAUGCAGCCCCCCGCCAGCCCGACCCCCAUCUGCGCCCUGCCCGACGAGGUGCUCAGCAAACUCAGCGUCCAGGGCACUGCGGCGGUGGGAACCAGCAUCCUGUACAGCUGUCUGUCUGGGGCAUCUAUAGUGGGAAGCAGUGAAAAUUUCUGUCAAGGAAAUCAAACAUGGCAGUUCCCUCACCCCGUAUGUCAAAUGGUCUUCUGCGUGCCCCCCCCGCCGGUGGAGCAGGGCUACGUGGUGGCCGUGCUAAAGACUGAGUACGAGGUGGGCUACGACAUCCACUACCUGUGUAAGAAGCACUUCCUGUUGGACGGGCCGCAGAAGGUCACCUGCCUGUCCAAUGGCAAAUGGAGCGCCCCUCCCCCACACUGCCGAGCUCGCUGUCUCCUCCCGGCCCAGCGGAGCCGUGUGCUGAUUGGUGGAGAGAAGCGCUGGCCCUUCGACCUGACGGACGGCAUGGUUCCCCAUGGGGAGAACGUCACCUUCUUCUGCAAACAUCCCCGCAAACAGUGCAGACUCACCGUCGGCCAGGGCUGCUUUGACGGAAAACUAGAGCCCCCAGAAUGCUACCUGGAGCCCACCUGGCUGCAGUACAAGCUGUUCCCUCACCGGCUGGUCUCAGAGAUCGACGCCUGUUUGCCUGGAGACCAGGAGGGAUGAGGAGCCCCGAGAUCUACUGCCUCUACCACGGGGCCCUCAGCAGCGUGUCACACACACACACACACACACACAC
Gadus morhua (Atlantic cod) is the source of this 1279-nucleotide messenger RNA. It is a transcript of the gene ntd5, whose product is annotated as ntl-dependent gene 5. The coding region runs from base 19 to 1206 and encodes 395 amino acids. Gene Ontology annotation, molecular function: peptidase inhibitor activity. The record is from RefSeq and is a predicted model, not a curated record. NCBI's taxonomy places the organism in Eukaryota, Metazoa, Chordata, Actinopteri, Gadiformes, Gadidae. The transcript has 8 exons. Gene Ontology annotation, cellular component: extracellular region.